Molecule: messenger RNA, 1341 nt
Organism: Eleginops maclovinus (Patagonian blennie)
Lineage: Eukaryota; Metazoa; Chordata; Actinopteri; Perciformes; Eleginopidae
Product: transmembrane protein 222-like
Exons: 6
Coding region: 98-649 (183 amino acids)
Source: RefSeq, a predicted model, not a curated record
UUGGCUCGGUAAAUCCUGCGGGAACAUCGACUGUGCGCUUCACGUCAACUUGCGCCGCCUGUGCGUCACUUAUCUCAGGUCACUCCUCCUUGCAGUGAUGGCGGAAGUGGACGAAACCGACAUCAUGAUGAACUACCAUGGAGAUUUCUUAAAAGGCGACAGAAAAAACAGCCGCUACCCCUACUGCGUCGUCUGGACGCCUAUUCCUUUUUUAUCGUGGGUGUUCCCCUUCAUUGGUCACAUGGGUAUAUGCACCUCUGCUGGAAUUAUACGAGAUUUUGCAGGAUCCUACUUUGUCUCGGAAGAUAACAUGGGCUUUGGAAAACCUACAAAGUAUUGGAAGCUUGAUGUGGACAAAGUUUGUGGCAAUGGUGCUGCGAUAUGGGACAAAGCAGUGCACGACGCCUCUGAAGAAUACAAAUGUAGGCCGCACAAUCUGUGCUUAGAUAACUGCCAUUCCCACGUUGCCAUGGCCCUCAACCUUAUGCGGUACAACAACAGCACGUCUUGGAACAUGGUGAAACUGUGUGCGCUGUCUCUUAUUCACGGAAAACAUGUGAGCUGGGCUGCCUUCCUCAAGACCUGGCUUCCCUUCAUCAUGAUCUGCGGAGUCUUUGGCACAUUCAUCCUCACAUUCAACCUGCAUUAACAGACCAGGCAGGCCAUCGGGAGAACUCAUUGACUUUGGCUAUACUUUAUACAUUGUCAUCGACUGUUGACAUGACUUUUGAAGGGACAUUUGUUUCAUGUACAAAAAAAUCCAGAUGAUGGACUUCAUUGUGUGUUAGAGAUCUAUUCUCUAGGGGGGUAUUUAAGAGCAAAACAUAGCUGUUUGUGUGUAGUUUUGAAGUCAAUAGUAUGUUUUAUCCAUUUAUUAUAAAGUAUUAAUGAUUUAGUUGUUUUUUCACACAGUGGGUUCUGUGUUUAUGUUUUGUUUAUCAGGGGAAUUAUACAAUUGUUAUACCACAGUAUAGUUGAGAUGUACGUUUUCCAAGAAUGGCAAUUAUGAAUGCUUUUCCGGACUGGCUAAUGUUAAUAUCGGUGAGGAAUCAUGGAUCAAAAAAUCAAAAAGAAGUAUUCAUCAAUUAUUUGUCUAAAAGUUAUUAGACGCUACCAAAAAUAUAUAUGAAGUAGGACCCAUCUGUGAAAAAUGGAGGUAUUGUCAUUCUGUAAAAGAAACCUACAUUCAAUCUUCUUUCCUUUAUAAUUACAAAUAUACGUUUUAUUUUUCCAUGUAUUAUUCACUCCUCUCCAGACAGAAUAUGAAUGCUUUCUAACAUCCUUACAUCCUUGAGCUGAAAUGUUACUUUAACUCUAAUUUAAAGGCAAUACUAUAAUGAA